AACUUUAACAAGAUGUGCCCUCAAAAAUUGUGCAGUACAGUAGUCAAGCUCAAAGCUGUAGGAUCAUUAAGUGAAAGAAAAAAAAUGGUUCAUACAAGUGCAAAAGAACUCGAAAACAGUGAUAAAAAAUGCGAUUUUGAGACUGCAAUAUCAGCCACAGGAUUCGGCAGGUUCAACUAUCUUCUAGCUGCUUUGGGCAGUUUUUGGAAUUCACUUAGUAUCAUCGAAACUACAACAUUUUCCUUCGUCCUUCCUGUUGCACAAUGUGACGCUCACCUAAAUACAAAUCAGAUGAGUCUCCUGAACUCUGUUGUCUAUCUAGGUAUGAUCGUCGGAUCGAUUUUAUGGGGAUUUCUCUCGGACAUUUUUGGACGUAGAAAUUUUCUUGCUGCAAAUUUUUUUGGAAUAGGAUUUAUUAAUGUUGCUCUUGGAUUCAGCAAUACUUUUGAAUCUCUUAUGGCAUUUAAAUUUCUUAGUGGAUUCAUUGUGUCUGGUCCAUUGACAAUUGCAGGCUCAUACAUCAGCGAAAUGCAUGGAGUUCGAAAUAGAGUGAAAAUCCUUCUAUUUACAUUCAUAUUUUUUGCUGCUGGCAAUUUUAUCACAUCUCUUUUGGGUAUACUUUUCCUAACACGCCACAUGGAAGUGGAAUUUCAGGCAAUGACGUUGCAUUCGUGGCAACUUUUGUUCCUGGCUCUGGCUCUAUUGGAUUUCGUGGGCGGUAUUUUGACUUGUCUGAUGCCAGAAAGUCCAAAGUUUCUCAUGUCUCGCGGGAGAUGUGAAGAAGCUAUGCAAGUUCUUAAGACUAUCUACAAAAUAAACAUGGGCAAACAUCCAGACACAUUUCCAAUAAAGAUCUUAGCUGAUGAGAGAGAAAGUUCUCAUGAUUUGAAGGCGAUAGGUCAUGAAUCCGUAGUGAAUGGAUCAAAUUUUAAUACAUGUACCAUCAUUGGAGACAAACUCAAGAAAGCUUUCACCCAAAUGGCACCAAUGUUUAAACCCCCUCAUCUUUCAAAAUGCCUUCUUGCCUUCAGCAUAGAACUAUGCUUGCUCUUUGGGAUGAACUCCUUUCGACUGUGGAUGCCACAAAUAUUCUCACUCAUAGGAGAUAGUGAAAACGAUACAGAAUUUGAUAUUUGCCACAAAAUUCAGUCAAAUAGUACACAUGUAAAAAUAAGUGACAUCACCCACAACGAUGAUUGUUCCUCUUCAAGGAUUCAUUCACCAAACACUUUUUAUAAUGCUAUGAUUGUUCAAAGCGUUGGAAUAAUUGGAACAACAAUGGUUUGCUGUUUUAUCAGAGUGAUUCGCAAUAAACUUAUGCUGAUUUGCACAACAAUUAUACCAGCAAUUGCUGCAAUUGCUAUUUACUUUUCGAUCAACCCUAUCAUGGUUGUCGUAUCAUACAGUUUGGCUGUGGGAAUUAGCUUGACUGCCCAGGCUAUACUCAGCAGCAUCUUAGCUAAUAUUGUGCCAACAGCCUUCCGUUCAACUGUCCUUGCAAUUUCACUCACAUUUGGACGAAUAGGUUCAAUGCUAGGAGUUUACUUCUUCCCCAUGCUUAUAGAUCAUGCAUGUUGGACGCCCUUUGUGUCAAUUGGGGUGAUCCUCUUUGUCUGUAGCUUCUUGUGCAUGUUUCUACCCAGAUCUACAAAACAAACCCUUCUGUGAAAAUUUAUAGGUGUUCAGACCUGAAAAUGAGAAAGUUAAGGAAACUUUGAGGAAAUAUAUAAAAGAUUAUUUAAAAAUUGUACAAGUACUAACAAAACAUACAUUCAAUUUAGAACACUUAGAAUAUAGAACGACAAAAAUCCACCUAACAUGCACUUUUUCCCAUCCAAAUUUCCCACAUCGCACUACACAAUUCAACUUAAGUGUAAAAGAUUGUAAUUAUGUGAAAUAAAUUAUUCGUCAUUGAUACUUGGUCACAGAAGAAGAAA
Messenger RNA from Phlebotomus papatasi, 1937 nucleotides. Its product is annotated as synaptic vesicle glycoprotein 2C-like. Gene Ontology annotation, molecular function: transmembrane transporter activity. Bases 13 to 1668 code for a protein of 551 amino acids. The record is from RefSeq and is a predicted model, not a curated record. NCBI's taxonomy places the organism in Eukaryota, Metazoa, Arthropoda, Insecta, Diptera, Psychodidae. Gene Ontology annotation, biological process: transmembrane transport. Gene Ontology annotation, cellular component: membrane. The transcript has 8 exons.